AUGGUGAAUAACUCAAUCAAACAAUGCAUUCUUGCUGUGGGUAAAACCGGCAAUGGGAAAAGCUUCACAGGCACUAUUCUCGGCGCACAAACUCGUGUCGGAUCAACUUCCAAUUCCGAGACUAAUCAAGUAUCCAUACAUCCGUGUGGCAACGAUAGAUUCUACAUUGAUACUCCUGGAUUCGACGACUCCGAUGAAAACGUUGAUGACGCUAAUACGGCAAGAGCAGUAUUAAAAUCCAUGGCGGAUCAGCAAAUUCAUAAAUUAAACACUAUACUUUGGUUCGUGACCCCUGACUUACGUGCUACUCAGUCGUAUAAACGUCAAGCUAGAUUUAUCGAAUCCUUGGCUCAAUAUCAUGACGGAAAUGUUUGGGAUAACACGAUCAUUGUCACUAAAGGAUUGGAAACCGGUACGGGUGCACGCGAAGCAGCGCUAGAAACUGCCAAAAAGUUUUAUAAACUUAAACAUGGAGAAGAAGUGAAUUACGACAUUGAUUUAUUAGAAAACACAAAGACAUUUCAAAUAUAUUUAUUUGAAAAUCUUGAUGAAAGGAAUGUGUACAGAAAACAAAAUUUUGAUAGUGGUACACUUAAUGAGUAUGGCAUUUAUAAAAAAAGUGAGCCAGAAAGGAUUCGAGCAGCCUAUGAAACGUUAAUGGCAGGACAUGAAAAGCAUCCGGUUAAACUUUUGUUCAUAGAAGCGGAAUGUUUAAACUGUCCUGAAAAAUCUGAUCCACGAUUGGCAAGUUCAAAUUGUCAUGGCCAGUUGACAAGUAUUCACGGCGCGGAACAUAAAAAGAUCCAUACCGGUCAAAGAAUAAAACGGCAUACUAGAAGGAAGAUCUGCAAACAUCCGGGACCUUUAAUUUCGUAUCAUCCUGGCAAUUGGUAUCGUUCUCAUACUGAUUCCUCAUUUACUCAUCCGGGUCAAAUAAUUGGUGGAACACCUUAUACAGAAUUCCAUCAUUAUUUAAUUUUCGUACUUGGAACGGAGACAAAAUACACGCCAAAAACUUAUUCAUGCUGCGGUGGUGACCCUGGUUCUGAUGGCUGUAGUUAUGCAUGUUGUGGCAGUAAAUCUACAGCUGGUUGCAAAGAAGCUUAUACUUGUUGUGGUAGUCUUGACAAAUGUAAGCAAAAAUAUUCUUGCUGUGGAUCUGAAAAUGCCAAAGGUUGUGUUAACAAUUGGGAAUGUUGCGGUGAAGAAAGUGAUGAUGGAUGUCUUCAUGAAUACACGUGCUGCAAAGCUUCUCAACAAUGCGAAAAACGAGAAUGCUGUAGUAUUGUAAGCGGUGAAAAUGGCAAAGGUUGCCAUCCUGUAUUCAAAUGUUGUGGCGGAGAACUUUACUCGACAGGAUGCCAAUCUGUAUGCCAAGUAUGUCGUGAAGAUAUUUUUUCUACUCCCGGUUGUGGCGCCAAAACUAAACAUGAUUACGGUCCAAAUGUUCCACAACCUUAUGGUUGGCAUUUAUAA
Molecule: messenger RNA, 1476 nt
Organism: Ambispora leptoticha
Lineage: Eukaryota; Fungi; Glomeromycota; Glomeromycetes; Archaeosporales; Ambisporaceae
Source: the annotation of a GenBank genome assembly